Molecule: messenger RNA, 771 nt
Organism: Durusdinium trenchii
Lineage: Eukaryota; Dinophyceae; Suessiales; Symbiodiniaceae
Source: the annotation of a GenBank genome assembly
AUGGCGAAGACGUCAUCGUUGGUGGGCACCCCAGAGUUUGGGCCCAAGAAGAAGGAUGAAGAUGAAGCGACUUACACCAAGGAUGACAGCAAGGAAUGCAUUCCAAGCUGCGACAUUCUGGGCUUGGAAUGUGGGGAUGACGGCUGCGGUGGCUCCUGUGGCACUUGUUCUUCAGAGGAUGAUUCCUUGUCGCCCAUGUGCCGGGGAGAUGUGGGCCGUUGCGUGUACUUUGUUUCGGCUGAUUGGGUCAACAAAGGCAAGAAAAUGACCCCCACCCACUUGGUUUCGACAGGAAUGGCGUGUGCUGGUGAUUUCUGUGGGAACGUGCGGCUGAUUCAGAUGAGUGUUUAUGUCGAUGCAGCUACGGCAGAGAAAUCUGGCUGGAUAUCUGACAACACCGGCCACCGCUGGUUUUGGAACUCUGGAUCUGCAGCAGAUGACCAGGUGGCUGACUGUCCUGAUGGAAUGGCUGUCAGCUACGUGGAGUGUGAUGGAAAGCAUUGCGAUAACUUACGUUUUCAUUGCGCCAAGCCGCUGCAGUGGACACUGGACAUGUCAGAGACACCUGUGGUGACGGGCUGGUUCAGUGAGGAGGAGGGCCGCAAGGACUGCCCGGAUGGCAAAGUGGUGACUGGGGUGGAGUGCAAGGAUUCGAAAAAGUGGUGCCUUUCAAAUUGUGGUAGCUACUGUGACAACAAAAGGCUUCGCUGCCGGUCAAUCAGACCAGAAAUGGCUGGAGCUGCAAGCCGGAGCCCCAAGGAUCUUCCAUAG